AUGAGAUCAUAAAUUCUUGAAAGAGAGUUCUUGAAGAGAUGCAUCAAAUUUAUCUUAAUUGAGAUAGCUCUUAUAAAUUAAUUCUGUGUUAAAGUAUAUGCACAAACUGAAAUCAGCAGAUCAUUUUUUAGUCCAAUAAGCACAGAUGAUAGUAAUUAUAAUUUAUCUAAAUAGAUUGGAUUGCAUAUUAAGCUUAAAAUUCAAACCAUAUUACAAAUUGUGUUACUUCUGAUAUAUAUGGAGGAAGAUCGGUUUUUAGUGCUUAAACAUUCAUAAUGAAGAUGUUUAUUAUGCCCCCUCAUUAUAAGAUCUAAUUCGAGUUAUAAUUUUGGAGGUUUCGUAUUUUAAAAAUAAUAUUUCAUAGAUUAGAUCCUUGGUAUUCUUAAUCUUACAUAAUUUAUGUAGAUGGAGAAAAUGCUCAUUCUUAUAAUCCAUAGAGUCCUGUAGGGACAGAGAUUUGUGGAUCAGGUUCUUCAGGUGAGAUUGAUUAAAUCAGCAAAUCAAUUGAUCAUUUUGGUAACUCAGCCAUAAUAAUAAUAGUUUCUAAGUAAUCAUCAGCAUCAUGGGGAAUUUCUAAUUUCAAAUUAUUUGUGUUAAAAUGUCCAAAGAAUUGUCAUUUUUGUGAUUAUGCCGGAGUUUGUUAAAGUUGGUAUAGAUUAUUAACAUAUUUUACAACUCUUACUUUUACAGAUGGAUAAGGAUGGGAAAAGAAUAAUUCACCAUAUUAUAAUUCAUAAUAUUGUGGUAAUAUAUAAUUAGAAUUUAAUUUAGGUUUUCAAUACUAUGGUAAUUUUUUAUAAAAUCAAGUUGCUUCAAUAAAUUUAAACUUAAAUACUCCUCAUUCCAUGGUUAAGAUCUUAUUUACUUUUUUAUGUUCUGGGAUUAAUAAUUCUGUCACUUUAGAAGUGAUAGGAGAUGCUUAAUUAUAUUAUUAUGCUCCUAUUCUACCUUUUAUAACUACUUCAAAUACUAUUUGUGGUACAUAUUUCUAAAUGGGAAAGAUUUAUAUAAUUGGAUCUUCACACAGUUCUCCAACAUUAACAAUAUCUAUUGUCAUUCAUCCAUCAGUGAAUACUGCUUAAUUUGGUAUUCGAGAUUUUGAAGUUUUUACUUAUACAGAGGGAUUAGUAAUAAAGGAGGAUGA
Paramecium sonneborni is the source of this 1144-nucleotide messenger RNA. NCBI's taxonomy places the organism in Eukaryota, Ciliophora, Oligohymenophorea, Peniculida, Parameciidae. The record is from the annotation of a GenBank genome assembly.